Messenger RNA from Lolium rigidum, 2535 nucleotides. RefSeq lists its product as uncharacterized. Gene Ontology annotation, molecular function: protein binding. The record is from RefSeq and is a predicted model, not a curated record. Bases 1 to 2067 code for a protein of 688 amino acids. NCBI's taxonomy places the organism in Eukaryota, Viridiplantae, Streptophyta, Magnoliopsida, Poales, Poaceae. The transcript has 6 exons.
AUGGAGAGGUACGCGAAUGACAAAAGAGUGACUCACCCGUUCAGAAAGCACCACUGGUGGCAAGCUGUUCGCAAUGAAGCGAAGUGGAAAGGACAACAUGGUCCUGGUAGUGGAACCGACUCCACUUCCAAGAGAAGCCGUCUAGGACUUUCUGGUGAGUACAGCUCUAGCGACGCGACAGUCGACACGGAGGAAGAGCGUCCAACGGGCCGCGAUAGGGCCAAGGCCGCGGCACGGAAGGGCAGGAAGAAGGGGAAGGAAACCUCAUCAAGCAGUGAGGUAGGAAAAAACGAGACAAGCAAGAAAGAAAAUUGGGCCAUCGCUUCGACCUACUCCAGUAGAAUUGAUCGACUAACUGGGCCACUGCCUGGCUAUCUGCUCGACGAAAUGCACCGGGUGACCGUCCAGCGCUACGGGCCGCGCCGCCGCGCCGGCGACAAGCCUGGCUCCAGGUCCGGCGGGCGAGGCGCCGUCGGGGUCGACCGCCUCAGCGCGCUCCCGGACGAGCUCCUGCACCACAUCAUGUCGUCCCUGAAGGCAUGGGAGGUGGUGCGCACCUGCGUGCUCGCGCGGCGGUGGCGCCACCUCUGGGCGUCCGCGCCCUGCGUCGACAUCCGCCUGCGCUACUCCACCCACCGCGGCGACUCCGAGUCGCCCGAACAGUUCCGCGACUUCGUGCACCGCCUCUUCCUCCUCCGCGACGUGACGGCGCCCGUGGACACGCUCCGCCUGCGGCCGAGCGACGAGGACGCGGGCUUCGACGAGAACGAUGCCAGCAUCUGGAUCAGGGUUGCGAUCACCCGCCGCGCGCGCGUUAUCCAUCUCGCCGGGCAUCACAGGGAGGCCGCGUCGCUGGAGGGCGUGAACUUCGUGUCUCGCCACCUCAAGGUCUUGAAGCUGUCGUACGCCAGGCUCGACCGCAGGAACCUCCAGCAGCUUUCUUCUGGUUGCACAGCCUUGGAAGAACUGGAUCUCAAGGACUGCGUGAUCGCUGGCCCUGAGAUUGCGUCCGCCUCUCUGAAGACUCUGAUCAUGCUCAAAUGCAAGAUCAGCUGCGCCUUCUCCAUUGCUGCUCCGAACCUCCUGCUUCUGCGCCUCGUCACGCCUUAUGUCCGGGUUCCGUCAUUUACCAACUUCGGCUCACUGGUCACAGGCACUAUCAUACUUGAUGACUCUUACCUCAGUGAUGAUUUUGAACACAUCAGCGAUAAAGACGAUUGUGAUGACACUACUGACGAUGAUGGUGACGAUGAAAGUGAUAAUGAUUAUAGGAGCAAGAACUAUAAGAUUCAUGAUGACUCUUCCUUGAGCGAUGAUAAUUUUGGAUACAUCAGUAAUGAGGGUGACUUUGGUCAGUUUGCAUAUGGACAUGGUUUCCCCAAACAAAGAUUUGGGCAUGGCAGUUACAAGGAUAAGUAUGAUUAUGGCAGUGAUAUCGAUAGCGAUGACAAUACCUAUGAAUACAGUGAGAUUGCAAGUGAUGCAAAGUAUGGCUACAAAGGUGAUGCCCAGAAUCCAAGUAAAGGUGGUAACUAUGGUGAAAACAGUCUUGGCAAUGAUAGUAAGAUUCUAGGUGGCCAUCAUAUUCUUGAAAGCCUUUCAAGGGCUACAAGUCUGGAGUUGUUAACUGAUGCUGGAGAGGUGGUUCUGAGUAGGGAAUUGAAAAGGUGUCCAACUUUUGGCAACCUGAAGACCCUGUCCCUUGGUGAAUGGUGUAUGGCUGCUGAUUUUGAUGCACUAAUUUUCUUGCUGCAACAUUCCCCUAAUAUAGAGAGGCUUUUUCUCCAACUUAAAGUGAACUACAGCACCAGGAAGGCACUGGAAACAGGUAUCAAGCCAAUGGGAAGAUCGUUUACUUGCAAAGACCUUCUAAUGGUGAAGAUUAAAUGCUCAAAGGAUGAUGCUAGGGUCCAUACGUUGGCACAUUUGUUCAUGGCAAAUGGUGUACCCCUUGAGAAGAUUUAUGUCCGUCGUACUGGGAAUGCUCAUCUCCGUGGCCAGAAGUUUAUGAGGGAGCUCGCCAGGCAAGAACUCAUUGACUGUGGGAUGGCGGACGACUGGAUGUAACGCUUAUGCGGUUAGCAAGGAUCUAGUAUGGAACCAUGAUCCCCAUGAAGUGUGACAGUGCUUUCAAAGCUUCAGAGGAUCCUGAUGCUUUUUUUGGGUAACAUGUGUGAUGGUACCGUGUGUUGAGUAUCAUCAAAUGGUUGGAAUGUUCUACCUAGAAUCCUAGUGGGAUGAGUUGAGACAGUGAGCUAUCAGCCUAUCAGUACUUGUGGCCUGUAGUAACUUUGCUUUGUUCAUGGAACAUAUAUGAAUACUCCUCGCUUGAAUGUUUUUAGAGUGGUGCAGCUGAGACGCGUUGUGUUUUGGAAUGAUGCUUCGGAAUGGUGUGGCUGAGAUUCAUGUUCCAAUCCUUUUUGCAUGUAACCUGGUUGCUCCAAGCCGAAAUAUUACUUUUAUCGUCAUGUAGUUGCUGUUCUAAUUUUGACUGCAAUGGUUCAGUUGACUGAAGUUGCAUUGCAAUUAGACAAA